AUGCUUGGUAGUCAAUAUUAUGAUUAUUUUAUUAAAAAUUUUGUAGAAAAUAAUAAUAAAAUAAGAAAAAAGGGCGGAUUAUAUAAAUUAAUAGGAAAAAAUAAUAAUAACACAUUUUACGGAAGGUUAGGUAUGAAUCCUGAAAGACUUAGUGAAGAAAUUAGUAACAAUUUAAAUAUUAAUAAUCCUAACUAUAUCAAAAUUGUAAAUAUUAAUGGAUGUUAUAUAUCAUAUACUAAAAAAGAAAAAAGUAUAUCAAAUAUAACAAUUUCUGCAUCUAUAACAGCAAAAGCAAGGAUUAAGUUAUAUAAAGGAUUUUUAAAUGUUAUAAAAACAGGUGGUAAAUUGUUAUAUUGUGAUACAGAUUCCAUAAUUUGUGAAUAUAAAAAUAAUUGUGAUGUAUUAGAUAAACAAAUAGGUGAAUUAUAUUUUGAUUCAAAAAAUUCUGAUACAAUUAUAAAAGAUUGUGUCUUUGCCUGUCCAAAAACCUAUGCACUAAAAUAUGAAAACAAAGAAGUUGUUAAAAUAAAAGGAUUUAAUUCAAACCCUUCAUAUGAUGUUUUUAAAGAAAAAUUUUAUAAUAAAGAAACAAUAACUACAAUAAAUAAAGAAUGAAAUAAAAAAGAUAUGAUACUAAAAAUAAAAUAUGUUAAAAAAACAACAAAUCUAUUUAAUCUAGAUAAAAGAAUAUGAAGUGAUGAUUUAAAAAACACAUCACCAAUAAGUGUCC
Paramecium sonneborni is the source of this 730-nucleotide messenger RNA. Lineage: Eukaryota; Ciliophora; Oligohymenophorea; Peniculida; Parameciidae. The record is from the annotation of a GenBank genome assembly.